Messenger RNA from Penaeus indicus, 2334 nucleotides. RefSeq names its product mucin-12-like. The record is from RefSeq and is a predicted model, not a curated record. The transcript has 11 exons. Bases 1 to 2334 code for a protein of 777 amino acids. NCBI's taxonomy places the organism in Eukaryota, Metazoa, Arthropoda, Malacostraca, Decapoda, Penaeidae.
AUGACUGAGACUGAGUGCGCAAAACAGCUGUGUGAAACCCUUGAACCGGAGGUGAAGUUGACAGAGCAGACUACGGGCAAGAUCAGACUUGACACACCUCGUCCCAAUCGCUUUGAUACUGGCCUCGGUCUGCUGAAGGCGUCUAAGCUCAGGAAAAAGAGUCAUAUCAGCUGCUCAUCUGGAGGUUCCAGAAGCGAGGGCACUCCGUAUGCUCAAAGUGCCACUGCAGAGUCCCCAGUUGGAGAUCGUGUCACCUCCCAGCCCGUCCCCAGCUCGGCGCCCGCUCGAUCAUUAUCACUCAACUUAGGUCAGAGCCCCAUACUGGUUAGCAGUCAGGCCAGUGUACCUGUUACAGCCAAGGAUUCUAGAUGUGGAGCCUCUGCCCAAAGCCCUGCUCCCUCAGAACCCACUUUGGUGCUCAGCUCCAAGGCGAGACAGGGCCAGCUUCCCACGGGUCCUAGUCCUGGAGAUGGCACCCCUAGCCGCCCAAGUAUAUCUUAUACCCAACACUCCAACAGCUCUCUGGAGGAACACAGGAUGGUGGCAAGGUCUUCCCAUCAGGGUUCUUCUUUUGAGUUCUCGGGACACUUGGCAGACGUGUCUAACACCUCGGAGUCAACCCAGGACCAGAAUUCUUAUGGUAGAAGCCUCUUGUGUGCCGACACUCCAUCACCUUCCAUUUCAUCCGGCUUUGGGUCCCGGAACUUAUCUGGUUCUAGUUUACCUACGUCAUCUUCAAACUUUGUGAAAGAGUUGUCGUCCAUCACAGAGACCGAAGAGUCAGUGGAUGAAAAGAACCAAAGUGGGAGUUCGGAAGACGUCUGGUACACACCUCCGUCACCCUCGCAGCUGCCUACCAGAGACGUCCGUCAGGCCUAUGUCUCGUCACUCCUCAGCAGCCCAGAGUUUACCUUUAAGGCAGCGCCAACUCCUAAGCUUUUCUCACAGAGAAUGGGACCAUCUGAAUCAUUUAGGCAGUCAGACAUAACACAGAACAAGAUUUCUUCAACUACGACCAAGAACCACAGUCGGCAGCAUCUUGGAGGUUCAGAUCAAGCACAGGAAUGGGUACCAGGCCCGCAACCGAAGUCUACAGUAGGACAGCUAGAAAUGGAAUUAGAAUCUGGAGUGGGGGAGAGCCCGAAAUACCAAUCCAACACCAUUCGAACAUCGACACCAGGAAAGACACAGAUAUCCCAGAUAGAUUAUUCAUCACAUACUGUGAUGGUUGCUGGGGAGGAUACUACUGCAUCUGAGUGUACAGAGCUAAACAAAGCUGGUUUCAUAGAAGACAUGGAGGUGGAGACUGAGGAAGCAUCAGACCAAAUGAUGAACAGCUCUCAUUUGCAGUCGUCACAGGGCUUUAUCGUGGAAGCGGAUGGAGAAGCUGAUGGCACUAGAACACACGACCUGGCUGAUAAAUCUUCGACUGGGUGUGUGGAAGUUUCGCAAGAUGCUUUAACAGAUAGCAGAGUCGCCUCGGCCCUAACAACUGCUCCUCCAAGCAGCACCCCUCCACCAAACAGCACUCCCGCUUUCACACAUUCGACUCCUUCUAGCACUACAGAGGUCCAUAAAGACCUUUUUACAUCUUCCGUGUGCAUCGAUAUGCCGUCGAGCAGCGACAGUUCGACAGCAGACUCAGCCCUCUCAACGCCAUACUCAGCGAAAACGCCGGUUUCCUACGCACAAUCGAUGCCCACGAGUCCUGUUCAGAAUGAGUCUCUCACAGCAAUGGAUGGAAUUGGACGACAAGAGGAGUCCGGAUCUUCCAGUCCCAUUCCUAAGUUACCAGUCAAGAGGAAUAUUUUCUACAGUUCCCCUGUGCCCCUUUCGGAGGCCGGGACCCACAUGCCCGCCCCAAGCAGCAGCAAUUCCCCAACCAUCUCCUGGACCCCCCAGUCAUCCUCGCCGUUCUUCGCCAGCGAGAGUUUGCAGACGUCCGUAGUCCAGUCUCAGGGUACCUCGAGGAAGCCGGAGAAGCCUCCCUCGCCAGGAAGUCCCUUUGGCUUCAUGUUAGGGGGACGUUCGGAUGCUGGCAGAGUGGCGGCCGGAGCUCUUAGUCUCUUUGGCUCGCCAGGGAACACGGAUGGUCUUGACGACGCCAGCCAGCAAAGUUCCGGUGUUAACUUCUCACUGUUCGGCGACUCCCAGCCAUCUCAAGAAAGGGACAGUGGAGGAGGCUUCUUCAAUUUCAACUUCAGCGGGACACAGGGUUCUCCCAGCACCAACUUCUCUCCCGUAUCAGAGUUCUUUUAUAUAAAGUCUUCCUCUUCCAUAUCCGUCAAGGAGGUCGAAUCUUCGUAUACUAGAGCUGGCCAAAGUAAAUGCUAA